Molecule: messenger RNA, 972 nt
Organism: Coccidioides immitis RS
Lineage: Eukaryota; Fungi; Ascomycota; Eurotiomycetes; Onygenales; Onygenaceae
Exons: 4
Coding region: 1-972 (323 amino acids)
Biological process (GO): arachidonate metabolic process
Cellular component (GO): membrane
Source: RefSeq, a predicted model, not a curated record
AUGGAUUCUAACCAUCAUGAUUUACGCCUUCUCUCUAUUGACGGAGGCGGAGUCCGCGGUCUCUCCAGCCUCCUCAUCCUACAGCGUAUAAUAUAUGUUCUGGAAAUUAAACUCGGGCCCGAUGCCAAACGACCCUUGCGGCUAUGCGACUAUUUCGAUAUAAUAGCCGGCACGUCCACUGGUGGCCUUAUUGCUAUCAUGUUGGGAACACUCGGCAUGACCAUUGAUGAAUGUAUAGUUGCCUACUUGGAUUUGGCCCCGAAAAUAUUCCCCUUUCAAGGCUUCUUCUUUGUUUGUGCCACUCGAGGAAUUGUCCACACACCAGUCCUCCUUCGAAGCUAUCCGAGCAAAUGGGAACCUAACACGGGAUGUACAAUUUGGCAAGCUGCACGAGCGACCUCGGCAGCCCCAUUGUACUUCAACGGUAUAAAAUUUGGCGUUCCUCCAAUAACUUACGUCGAUGGUGGCCUGCAUAAUAAUAACCCUGUACGCAUCCUCUAUGAGGAGGCCAUGGGCUUAAUAAAUGCCUCAAGUGGUCAAACCAUCGGCUGCAUAGUCAACACUGGCAAUGGAUUACCGCCGUUACGUGAUCUGGGGAUGCCGUUCCUCUUUCCUUUCGCCCUCUUGAUUCUAAGCCGGAUAAUAAAGCUGCACCAUAGAUCAGUGGGAGCCCAACCGCCUCUCCUGGUUAUUUCUAGCUGGAAUGAAAUACGUCUAUUCUGGCAGAAAUGUCCGUAUCAAACCGCACUGCACUAUACAGAUUUACCGUUCCAGAUACCUCGGUUGUCUCACAGAGGCUAUAAAUUAUUCAUUUUUGUGUUGAUUUUGUGGUACUUUAUUCAGGAACCAGGAGCUUUCGUCAACAAUCGUGCUGGAAUGUCUCUCAAAUCAAUUGAAAUAGUUCAGGGCAGCCUUGAGCCUUCAGUCCUAGCCAGCGCAUUUGUACAAUUCUCCCCAUCCUCUGACGAGUGA